CCUAUAUAUUUGACCGAUCGUUGGUCAAAAUUCAACAGCUCCUGCAGUUCACGUACAAUCUCCAUUGCUUCGUUACUCGCAGUCUAGAAAAAUGACAAGGUGGUUGUUUAUGGUGGUAUGCCUUGGCAUAGUUUGUCAAGGUACGACAGGCAGUAUUCUUCGAGGAGAAUCUUUAAACAAAUCGUUGAACGUCCUUCACGAAUGGAAAUUCUUUGAUUACGAUUUCGGUAACGAUGAAAGAAGACAAGAUGCAAUUCUAUCUGGCGAAUACGACUAUAGGAAUAAUUAUCCGUCCGACAUUGAUCAAUGGCAUGGUAAGAUUUUCGUCACCAUGCUAAGAUACAAUGGCGUACCCUCCUCUUUGAAUGUGAUUUCUAACAAAAUCAGUGAUGGUGGACCUCUUCUACAACCUUAUCCCGAUUGGUCGUUUGCCAAGUAUGACGAUUGCUCUGGAAUCGUGAGCGCCACCAAACUUGCGAUCGACAAAUGCGACAGAUUGUGGGUUCUGGACUCUGGUCUUGUCAAUAAUACUCAACCCAUGUGUUCUCCAAAACUGCUCGCCUUUGACCUGAAUACCUCGCAAUUGCUCAAGCAAGUCCAGAUACCGCAUGAUAUUGCCGUAAAUACCACCACAGGAAAGGGAAGACUAUCAUCUCUAGCUGUUCAAGCUCUUAACUGCGAUAUAAAUAGCGAAACUAUGGUAUACAUAGCGGACGAUAAAGGUGAAGGUUUAAUCGUGUAUCAUAAUUCUGACGAUUCCUUCCAUCGAUUGACUUCCAACACUUUCAAUUACGAUCCUGAAUAUACCAAAAUGACGAUCAAUGGAGAAAGUUUUACAAUGCAAAAUGGAAUUUCCGGAAUGGCCCUUAGUCCCAUGACUAACAAUCUCUAUUACAGUCCUGAGGCUUCUACCAGUCUGUAUUUUGUUAACACGGAACAAUUCAAAACAUCUGAUUAUCAACAGAAUGGCGUGCAUUACGAAGGAGUCCAAAAUAUUCUGGAUACCCAAUCGACCGCUAAAGUAGUAUCAAAAAAUGGCGUUCUCUUCUUCGGACUGGUAGGCGAUUCAGCUCUUGGCUGCUGGAACGAGCAUCGACCACUUGAAAGACACAAUAUUCGUACCGUCGCUCAGAAUAAUGAAACUCUUCAAAUGAUCGUUGGCAUGAAGAUUAAGGAAGCACUUCCACAUGUGCCUAUAUUGGAUAGGUAUAUAAACAGUGAAUACAUAUUGGUUUUAAGUAACAGAAUGCAGAAAAUGGUGAAUAAUGAUCUUAACUUCGAUGACGUAAACUUCCGAAUUUUGAACGCAAAUGUAAAUGAAUUGAUACAAAACACUCGUUGCGAAAAUAAUAAUAAGGACGACACACCCUUCAAAAUUUCAGUACAUUUGUAAAAUCUGUCUUUCUUGAUAUGUAUUAAAUUUUUUUCCAUUAUGAAUGUAUAAAAUAAAUAUUGUUUUCGCAUAAUA
Molecule: messenger RNA, 1468 nt
Organism: Apis florea (little honeybee)
Lineage: Eukaryota; Metazoa; Arthropoda; Insecta; Hymenoptera; Apidae
Gene: Mrjp1
Product: major royal jelly protein 1
Cellular component (GO): extracellular region
Source: RefSeq, a predicted model, not a curated record